GUGGAUUUUUAAAACUUCCUAAUUUCAAAAUAAAUAAAAAAAAUUAAUAAAUUAUUAAAAAAAUAUAAUUUACUCAUAUCAAUUCCAAGUUCGAUCUUGAAGAAAAGUGUUAAUUGUUGGAAAUAAAUAAAAAAGAAAGUUUGAAAUCUGGGGAAAAAAUUCAAUAGCCAAAAAUAAAACAAAAAAAUUUUAUGUAAUUUUUUUACCCCACUGUGCCUUUUUUACCCAACUGGCUGCCUGGCAGUUUGGUGUCUGGUGCAACCUGCUGUGUGUGUAACGGUGACAUACUUUUUCUUUAAGAAAACUUCUCACAAACAGCCAACAACGACAACAACAACAACAACGUGAGCUACUGCGGAGUCAAGCUAAUGAAAAAAUAAUACAAAUCAACACGACUUGAAAUUGUAAUUCACCUGUGCAGCCAAAAUCUUGGAUACCAGCGAGGAACAGUUACCGUUUGAAAAUCAACUAAAAAAAAAAUAAAAUUAAAUAAUUAAAUCGAAUCGAAAUAAACCCACCAAUGAAAGAGAAAUCUUAAUUACAAUCUCCCCUCCAAAAAAAGAUAAAAAAGGGUUCUCUCUCUGUGUAACCUCAAGUGAUCAAAUGUGUUCCUCUUCAACACCUUGCUGCAAUUAAUCAUAUCAUUCGAUCAUUUGUCAUCGUCCAACAUCUAGAACUCAUCAUCCCAAAAAAUAAACUGAAAUCAAUUUUUUCUGGACUUCUACUUCACGUCGGCUUCAUAGACCGACCAUCACCACCACCUGUCUUCAAAAUGCCCAAAAUCUCCACACAUUUACUGUUGCUGAUCAUUAGCCUAUUGGGCUAUCAUGCUCGAAUCGAUGCACAAAAUAUAGAUGGUUCGUGUAGCUUUCCCGGUUCCCCAGCCCAUAGUACGGUGGUCUUUACAAAUGCCAAUCUAACCGAUGGCACUGUGGCUUCUUACUCCUGCGAACGUGGUUUUGAGUUGCUCGGUCCUGCCCGCAGAGUUUGUGACAAGGGUGUCUGGCUGCCAGAGGGCAUACCAUUUUGUGUACUGAAUGUGGCCGCCGGCAAGGCACCCAUGCAAAUUUCCACCGAAGGUUCCGGUGCUCCACAAAAAGCCAUCGAUGGCUCCACCUCGGCCUUUUUCACACCCGAGACCUGUUCACUGACCAAAGCCGAACGUUCGCCAUGGUGGUAUGUAAAUCUAUUGGAACCCUAUAUGGUGCAGCUGGUGCGUUUGGACUUUGGCAAAUCGUGCUGUGGCAACAAACCCGCCACCAUUGUGGUUCGCGUUGGCAACAAUCGUCCCGACUUGGGUACCAAUCCAAUUUGCAAUCGUUUCACGGGUCUGCUGGAGGAGGGACAACCUCUCUUCCUGCCCUGUAAUCCUCCCAUGCCGGGUGCCUUCGUUUCGGUACAUUUGGAGAAUAAGACGCCCAAUCAGCUGUCCAUUUGUGAGGCAUUCGUUUACACUGAUCAAGCUUUGCCCAUUGAACGUUGCCCCACGUUCCGUGAUCAGCCCCCAGGCGCUUUGGCUUCCUACAAUGGCAAAUGUUAUAUUUUCUAUAAUCGUCAACCGUUGAACUUUUUGGAUUCUCUGGCUUUCUGCCGUUCACGGGGUGGUACUUUGAUUAGCGAAAGUAACCCCGCCCUCCAGGGUUUCAUUAGCUGGGAAUUAUGGCGUAGACAUCGUAGUGAUGUGAGCUCUCAAUAUUGGAUGGGUGCUGUGCGUGAUGCUGUCGAUCGUUCUACCUGGAAAUGGGUUAAUGGUGAAGAGGUGGCUGUGUCCUUCUGGAAUCAUCCUGGCGGUGAUGAGGAUUGUGCUAGAUUUGAUGGCUCCAAGGGAUGGUUGUGGAGUGACACCAAUUGUAAUACGCAUUUGAAUUUCAUCUGUCAACAUCAGCCCAAGACUUGUGGCCGACCGGAACAACCACCCAAUUCGACAAUGAUUGCCUUGAAUGGUUAUGAAGUUGGCGCCCAAAUUAAAUAUACCUGUGAUGCUAAUCAUUUGCUGGUUGGUCCAUCGACCAGGACGUGUUUGGAGACGGGUUUCUACAAUGAAUUCCCACCGGUGUGUAAAUAUAUUGAAUGUGGCUUGCCUGCCUCCAUACCUCAUGGUGGCUAUGAUCUACUGAAUGGCACAGUUGGUUAUCUGAGCCUGGUUAAAUAUCGCUGCGAUGAAGGCUAUGAAAUGGUGGGUCGGGCCCUGCUCACCUGUGACUUUGAUGAACGCUGGAACGGUCCCCCACCAAGAUGUGAAAUUGUUGAAUGCGAUACCCUACCCGGCAACUACUACAACACCAUUAUUUCGGCGCCCAACGGUUCUUAUUACGGCUCUAAGGCUGAAAUUACCUGUCCACCUGGCCAUCGUUUGGAGGGACCCAGUACUCUUACCUGUUUGUCUUCGGGUCAAUGGAGCAGUGCCCUGCCACGUUGUAUUAAAGUGGAACCCUCUACCACAUUGCCACCUCCACCACCACCUAGCACAGCAGCACCCACAGUGCCUUCCACCACUUCCUACCGGCCCAAGAUUAGCAGUACCACUACCAAGAAGACCUAUAGGCCCACAGCCACCACCACAACCAGCAGCAGCAGCAGUACGGCAUAUCCCACCAGUCCCCAAGUGGAAAUCAAUGGAGAAACCGAUUCCGAUGAAGAUGUCACCUAUGUGGUGCCCGGCACGGUACGCGAAGAAUUCCCACCACGCCGCACAGUGCGCCCCGUGCUCACACCCAACAAACCCAAGACCACACCGGCCUAUGAAACACCCAGUAGACCCACCACAGCCUCGAGUACCUCAAGACCACCCACCUACUACAGUCCUCCAACGCGUACUCGUGCCCCAUCAUCCACACCAGCCACCGAGACCACCACCCGCAACAUUCAAAAUGUCAUCCAAAAUGCCCAUCCUCAGGAUAAUGAAAUUGCCGACAGUGUCAAUAUUCGCCACAAUCAAUCGCCCAAUGUCAACGUGCCCUUCUCCGUCGAAAAUACCAAUCACAAAGAGACCAAGGAAGCCAAACUCAAUUUGGGCGCCAUUGUGGCUUUGGGUGCUUUCGGUGGUUUUGUCUUUUUGGCUGCUGUCAUCACCACCAUCGUCAUAUUGGUCAGAAGCACCUCGAACAGCAAACGGCGGCACAAUGCAAAACAUUUCUCAUAUCCACCACCACCACCAUCGUCAUUACCACCAUACUACAUUCCCAAAUCACGUCUACGCUACAUGCCACCACCCAUGACCAUGAUGACGACGGCCACCACCCAGUUCAAUGCUUCGACCUUUGAUCCCCAAAAAUCGUAUUUGGGCAUUGGUGGCAACAUGGAUAGCAUUCGGCCCCAAAGGCUAUACGAUCAUUAUAGCGUUAGUUCGAGCAUCAAAAAGGAACCAUUGCCCUCGAUAUGGAGCACGGGCAUUCUUGCACUGCCAUUCGAUGAUCAGAAAUGGGGAAGGCGUGAAUUGAGCACAUGUGGUCGUAGCUAUGCCACAAGGGCGGGCAUUUUCAGCAGUGAACAUGUAAAUCGCACCACUCAACAUUAUCGCCACAGAGCUUCACCCGAUUGUAAUACCGUUGCUUCGUUCGAUAGUUCUACAUCUGGUUCCCGUAAUGGUCUCAACAGAUACUACCGUCAAGCCUGGGAAAACCUCCACGAGUCUGCCUCCAAGAAUAGUUCACACAAUGCCUUGCGCCGCAAAGAGACUUUGGAUCCACCAGCCAUGACCAGAUCUAGGGAUAAUCUAAGGGAUAAUAUGCAAAGGUCUAGAGAUAAUUUGGAUCGUGUUGGUCGUGACAACUAUGGCAUGCGUGAUAAUUCCGAAAUGGUCGUCUCCGAUGUCUGUCUAAAAGAAAAGAAACGUCACCAUCAUCAUCACCACAAAAACGGUUCUUCACGCAAUGGUGAAUAUCGUGAUCAUUCGGCGGGUAGGCGGGACCAUCAUCGACACAGUGGAGGACAUUAUUGACCAGCUAUGAUAAUAACCAUCAAUGUAGAACAAUAAAAACAAAACCAACAACAAAACAUAUUACAAACGGGAUGCAAUAUUCACAAACUAAGAAUACAUUAAAUGCAGAACAAACAAAAAAAAAAACAACAACAAAAACAACGAAAUAUAAUUAUAUAAUUUUUAAGUUUAAUUUUUAUUGUUAGGUUUUUAUUUUUGUAAUUUUUAAGAAGCAAAAAAACACUAUCACUGUCCCACUAUCCAAAAAAAGAUGGCAAACGCAAGAACAACAACAAUUACCCCAAAAAAAUGCUAAAGUCAAUAGAAUUUUUUUCUAUAAUUUAAACAAAAUAAACGAAUUAGUUAAUAAGUUUUUUUUUUCUUAGAGGAAAGUUAUUGCAAAAGCUUUUUGAGUGCAAAAUGUGUUAAUGUUUGAAAUCUUUUGCUUUGUAAAUUAUAAAGCUUUCGGAUAAAGCAUUAGCAAGACAAUCUAUUACCCAAACACAAACGCUUGGCUAGGCCUUCUCAAAGCUUCUUGGCAUUUCACACUUCAAAAUUUAAAAAAAAAUGUUUUGUUUUUUUCUAAUUAUGAAUAACUUGGUUUAAUUUAUACUGCCUCCAAAAGACCUCGGUCUUUUGCUGAUUUAAGCUAAAUCGAUUUAUUCAUAAAAAAUUAUUUUGAAAAAAAAACCCUCCCAAAACUUAUAUAAGUGUGCCAUUACCGGCAUCUUUUUUAAAUAUUAUUUCCAAAAAACAACAAACAAUUGUUCAUUUCAAUAUCACCUAUUAUUAUACUCUACUCGCAUGAAUUUUUUUCCCUUCGUAUACAAAAACAAAAUCACAUAUUAAACUAUUGGCAUCAUUUUAUUUAUGUUAUACCAUUUAAGUCAAGUUUUUUUUAGAACAGCAUUUCAUUAUAUUUUUAUAUUGUAAUAUUAUUUUGUAUUUGUUUAGUUUUGAAAACAAAACAAAAAACAUAACUGAAUCCCAGAACAGCAAUAUUUUUGUAACUUAAUUUUGUGUUUCUUUUCUUGUGUAAAUAAUAAAUUAUUUAUAAACUGAUAUACCUACAUACAAAUUAUAUGAAGAAGACAUACACAUAAAUACUAAUUUACAAAUUUAAUUAAAAUAAAAUAAAAAAAUGAAAAUAUAAAAUCGAAAA
Musca domestica (house fly) is the source of this 5081-nucleotide messenger RNA. RefSeq lists its product as uncharacterized. The transcript is spliced from 13 exons. Lineage: Eukaryota; Metazoa; Arthropoda; Insecta; Diptera; Muscidae. The record is from RefSeq and is a predicted model, not a curated record. The coding region runs from base 773 to 3940 and encodes 1055 amino acids.